Molecule: messenger RNA, 528 nt
Organism: Halichondria panicea
Lineage: Eukaryota; Metazoa; Porifera; Demospongiae; Suberitida; Halichondriidae
Exons: 1
Coding region: 1-528 (175 amino acids)
Molecular function (GO): oxidoreductase activity
Source: RefSeq, a predicted model, not a curated record
AUGGAGUUUAGCGAAGUAUUCUGGGAUUCAACACAGCAGGUUGGUUAUAUUUCCAACAUUAAAGGGCUCUAUCCCGUCUUUCUGGAUCACCACCUGACCUUCGAAGAACAUCCAAAGGUUUUGGAGGCAAUAGUAACAGGAGAAAACGCAAGAAGAAUUCUCACUCAAGAUAAAGCUGUCACUAUUUCUGAAAUUGAGCAAAUUCUGAGUACGAUGUACCCUACUGCCAACGUCACUGUUGUGAAUUCAGCUAUAGGGGACUGGUUAUCUGAUCCGGUAUUUAGAGGAUCAUUCAUUGACUACUCAAGUGAUCUAAGAUUUGGUGACUUUGAGCGUUUAGGAGACCCGAUUGGAAACCUGUACUUGAAUGGCAGCGCUACAUCUGUAAAUUUCGCUGGUGGUGCAUACUUUGCUGGUAGAGAAACGGCGGCAAAGGUGAUUGGGCAACUCAAACCCAGCAAAGCAAUAAAUGAACACACAAACAUAUUCAUUGUCCUGCUUAGAAUACUUUGGGACAUGCUCACUUGA